Prunus armeniaca (apricot) is the source of this 195-nucleotide messenger RNA. The record is from the annotation of a GenBank genome assembly. NCBI's taxonomy places the organism in Eukaryota, Viridiplantae, Streptophyta, Magnoliopsida, Rosales, Rosaceae.
AUGUGUGCUGCUGAGAUGUUGGGAAUGUUUGUGCACAUUCUAGGACAUGGUAUAGGGAAUAGGCUAGCACAAGAACGAUUUCAACAUUCUGGUGAAACAGUGAGUAGAUACUUUGGUAAAUUACUUGAUAUUGUAUGCCUUAUGGCCGUUGAUAUCAUAAAACCGUUGGAUCCUGAGUUUAAGGGAGUCCCAUAA